Molecule: messenger RNA, 855 nt
Organism: Gracilinanus agilis (Agile Gracile Mouse Opossum)
Lineage: Eukaryota; Metazoa; Chordata; Mammalia; Didelphimorphia; Didelphidae
Gene: CCDC92B
Product: coiled-coil domain containing 92B
Exons: 4
Coding region: 1-855 (284 amino acids)
Source: RefSeq, a predicted model, not a curated record
AUGGAGACCGUGUCCCUGGAGCAUCAGAUCCAGAGUGUGCAGAGGCACAUUGCUUUCUUGAAGAAGGAGCAGAUGGAGCUGCUUCGAGACCUGCACCUGGAGAUCCUGCGCCUACAGAAGCACUGUUCAGAACUGACCCGUGACCUGGAAGCCAAAGAGUCGCAGUCAGACCAACAAGAGGAGGCGUCGCGGCAUCUGGAGGCCAAGUGCCGGGCGCUGGAGGAGCAGCUGGCGGCGCGGGAGCGAGGCAACGGCGAGUUGCGGCGAGAGCUGCGGCAGCGCGACGCGCUCGUGUGGGCGCUGCGCUCCAGCCUGCGCAGCAAGGAGCGCCGCUUCCUGGAGGAGCUGCGGCGCCGCAGUCACCGCGCCACCGUGCUGGGCACCGAGCUGCAGAAGCAGAGCGAGGCCGCCGCCUACCUGUCCUUUCAGCUGCACGCCGCCCGCCAGAGGUUGCACGGGCUGCCUCGCUCCUCCCCUGGCCCCGGAGCCGCCGCUGGCGGGCGGCCCAGGAAACGCGGGUCUCGCGGCCGCCGGCCCCCUCCUUCGUCGCUACUCGUCGAGCCGUGUGCUCUGGGCAGCGCCAGGGACUGGGCGGCCUGGGAGCUGAGCUGCAGGCUGGACGAGGCCGAGCCCGAGCCCAUGCCCGACCCUGCCCUCUUCCUUUCCGCCCGUAGACCUCCGAGGCCCAGGGCUCGGGACAAGGCCCCCCAGACGUGCGCCAGCCCCCGCAAGCCUGUUCACCGGGAGCCCCCCGGUGAGGCUGCCGCCGGCCCCACCCAGCCCCGAUCCUGCAAGAGUACGCCGGGGAGGAGGCCGGCCGCCCCCAGCCCGGAUAGCUCGGUUGAUCUGGAGUAG